Messenger RNA from Trichobilharzia szidati, 204 nucleotides. NCBI's taxonomy places the organism in Eukaryota, Metazoa, Platyhelminthes, Trematoda, Strigeidida, Schistosomatidae. The record is from the annotation of a GenBank genome assembly.
AUGUAUGUGGAUACUUCAUCACCGAUGGAUAUUCCGAAUGAUAAAGGGAUCUCACCAAGUGAUGCUCAACCUCCUACAGGGCAACAGGCUCCGCCGUCUCCACAAAAUCCUCCCGGUCUUAGACAGCGGCGUGGAUCCAUUUUUGUUACAGCACUAGCAGCAGAACAACAUGGCGCGUCGGGUUCAUCUACAGACAGUGGGUAG